UUUCUAAAUUCAUUUUUCUCAAUUUCACAUGAAAAUUUCAUCACUUUUGAAACAUUCUUCGAUUAUCUCUCCUCUCUUCUCUAUAAAUCUGCAAUCUCUGAUCUCACUCUCUCUCCUCUUCUUUCAAGGUCUCCACGAUGAGGAACAAAGUCUCGAGGAGAGUCAUCUCUCUCAGAUGGGUUCCGUUCAUCUGCAUCUCCUUCUUCGUCCUCGGAGCCAUCUUCACCUCCAGGUCAUGGGAGGAGCCGUCGUCUGAUUCCGGCAGUCAGCUGAUCUCACAGCGUCAUCGUGACCAAGAACUCCAGAUUGUAUCUGACGAUUGUGCUCAUAAGAAAAAAGCAGCUACACAAGAAAAAGAUGUAAUUGACCAAGUUUUGAAAACUCACCAAGCAAUAGAUGUUGACAGGUCUUCAGUCACAAGAACCUCACAAGAGACGGUUGAUGGCUCGGAAACACUUUCUUCCUCUUUAACCGGAGCAAACCCGAAGAAGAAAGUGUUCAUGGUUAUGGGAAUCAACACUGCAUUCAGCAGUAGAAGACGGCGUGAUUCCCUCAGGGGAACAUGGAUGCCUCAAGGGGAGAAGCUAGAGAAACUGGAGAAAGAGAAAGGGAUUGUCAUCAAGUUCAUGAUUGGUCACAGUGCAACCUCAAAUAGUAUUCUGGAUAGAGCUAUUGAUUCAGAAGAUGCUCAACACAAAGACUUCCUUAGGCUGGAGCAUGUUGAAGGAUAUCACGAACUCUCAGCAAAAACCAAAAUAUUCUUUUCAACAGCAGUAGCUAGAUGGGAUGCAGAGUUCUAUAUCAAGGUUGAUGAUGAUGUUCACGUUAAUCUCGGUAUGCUUGCUUCCACACUUGCUCGUCACCGCUCAAAGCCUAGAGUCUAUAUCGGCUGUAUGAAAUCAGGACCUGUUCUUGCUCAAAAGACAGUGAAGUACCAUGAACCUGAGUACUGGAAGUUCGGAGAGGAAGGUAACAAGUACUUUCGACAUGCUACGGGACAGAUCUACGCCAUCUCCAAGGAUCUUGCCAAAUACAUAUCCAUCAACCAGCCAAUAUUGCAUAAAUAUGCAAAUGAAGAUGUGUCAUUAGGGUCAUGGUUUAUUGGACUUGAGGUUGAACAUAUUGAUGACAGAAACUUCUGUUGUGGGACUCCUCCAGAUUGUAGAUGGAAGGCAGAGGCGGGUGAUGUAUGUGUGGCGUCGUUCGAGUGGAGCUGCAGUGGUAUUUGCAAGUCGGUAGAGAGGAUGAAGAUGGUCCAUGAAGUUUGUAGUGAAGGAGAAGAAGCUGUUUGGAAUGCUCUUCUCUAAAAACGUUUUUUAUCAAUCAUUUCUCGAUACAGUUGUUAAGAGGAGAUGACAAUUUUUGUAAAGAACCAAAAAGGUAUACAAAUCUCAUAUACUGGAAAAAGGAACUUUCAAAUGAAGAAUUUUUUUAACAUA
Raphanus sativus (radish) is the source of this 1439-nucleotide messenger RNA. Its product is annotated as beta-1,3-galactosyltransferase 7. The record is from RefSeq and is a predicted model, not a curated record. Gene Ontology annotation, cellular component: Golgi membrane. Lineage: Eukaryota; Viridiplantae; Streptophyta; Magnoliopsida; Brassicales; Brassicaceae. The transcript has 10 exons. Gene Ontology annotation, molecular function: beta-1,3-galactosyltransferase activity. The coding region runs from base 138 to 1307 and encodes 389 amino acids.